Cylindrotheca closterium is the source of this 1257-nucleotide messenger RNA. The record is from the annotation of a GenBank genome assembly. NCBI's taxonomy places the organism in Eukaryota, Bacillariophyta, Bacillariophyceae, Bacillariales, Bacillariaceae.
AUGGAACGAAGUGCAUCCCCAGUCUCCAACACGGGAUCGUUUGGAACAGGAUCGUCCCCCCAUUCUUCACCAGUUCCCGAAGAAGAUGCUGCACCGAACGAGCAAGGGAGGACAAAGAAGACAAGGAAGAAACGAAAGACAACACCAUUAGGGGAAGAAGUUAUCGACGGAGAUCAGAGCCAUCUUCGGAAGCCAAAAAAGGCCAAAUCACGUCGAAAGGAAAAAGGAGAAGAAGGUCGUCCUAAGAAGAGUCGGAAACAGUCUAGGAAAGGCAUUGUUUCUGAUCGCGACGCUGGUUUAAGUCCAGCUCAACUUGCCGUGAACGAGCAAAUGCGACGUGCAUUAGAAGAAGAUCAGUAUUCCGCAAAUGGUUCUAUCGUUGAUACAGAUUCCGACGAUGAUGACCACCAGCACACUUACAAAGGUCAAUCCAUCCGAUUGGAUAGAAAUCAUCUCAUGCAGGCCGCACGGAAGCAUCUCUGGUUGGAACGUGUUAAUGGUGGUAGUGCUUCGACUGGAUCGGGCACUGAUGAUCCUGACGGAAGGCGUGCUGGACGCAAGAAAAAGAAGAAAGGAAAAAGAUCGAAGGACGACGAUUUCAUUGGCGCCUUGCCCUCCGUGACAGGUGACGUUGACCAAGACACGAGUAAUGAAGAGAGCAAUGUCGGUUCAGUUGAAAAGGUAUUUGAGAGGGACGAAAGCUCCAUCUUUGGACAGACUACGGGCAGCAGCAAUUCCACCUGGGUAGAGUGCGACAAAUGCGGAAAGUGGCGCCGUCUUAGGGGUGUAGUCGAUGAGAGAAAGCUACCACCAAAAUGGUACUGUUCGAUGAACAAGAAUGAUCCUGAACGUGCCAAAUGUUCUGCACCAGAGGAGGAAUAUGAUGCAUCUCACACUCCUGAAAGCGCUGCUGAUUCCCGCAGUCGGAAACAUCUUAGAGUAUGGGUCAGACGAUUGCAAUGCAACGAGGCGUAUGAGUCUAGGCAGCCAACCCUCACGAGAGGAAAAAAGCGUGCUGCUGCCUCAAGUUCGAAGGACCCCUAUGAGUGGAUCCGUUGCUGUAAUCCAUCUUGCGGAAAGUGGCGAGCGAUUCUACGAAUCAUGGAUGCCAGGUCAAAUGUAAUUGAAAGGUGCAAUAAUGGUGAAUGGUAUUGCGUUAUGAACACAUGGGACGAAAAAACUGCCAGUUGUGCAGCACCACAAGAAAAUCUUCCUGCUGUCGGAUGUCCUCCUUGGGUCAUGCAAGAGAUAAACUGA